Messenger RNA from Emiliania huxleyi CCMP1516, 459 nucleotides. RefSeq lists its product as hypothetical. NCBI's taxonomy places the organism in Eukaryota, Haptophyta, Isochrysidales, Noelaerhabdaceae. The record is from RefSeq and is a predicted model, not a curated record. The transcript has a single exon. The annotation marks the transcript as partial.
AUCGCGCAGGCCUUCGCCUUUGUCACCUUCGUGCCGCAGAACUUUUGGCUGCUCAUCGUGUUUGCGCCCAACUGGAAGGUCACGCGUCAGGUCUUUGAGCCGCUCUGGCCGCUCUGCAUCGUCGCUCUCUUCCAUCUCUUCAUCGUCGUCGCGUCCGCGGGCAAGCCACCCGAGGCGGGCACGGCUCCGAUCGAGCUCUUCAACAAUUUGUUCAAUCCAGUAGUAGUGGGCGAGCGUGGCAUCGACGUCUACCUUGAGCUCGGCACAUACAAGAACUUUGCGGCGGAGGAGUGGACGCAUGAGUUGGUGUGGGACCUGUUCGUCGGCCGCUGGAUCUGGCUGGAGGGCCGCCGGCGCGACAUCUUCACCUCGCACAGCGUGCUGCUCACCAACCUGAUCGGGCCGCCCGGGCUGCUGCUCCACGUCCUGACGGUGCAGCUAUACGCCCUCUUCAGGCCG